Messenger RNA from Acanthaster planci (crown-of-thorns starfish), 1056 nucleotides. Its product is annotated as melatonin receptor type 1B-like. Lineage: Eukaryota; Metazoa; Echinodermata; Asteroidea; Valvatida; Acanthasteridae. The record is from RefSeq and is a predicted model, not a curated record. Gene Ontology annotation, cellular component: membrane. Gene Ontology annotation, molecular function: G protein-coupled receptor activity. Gene Ontology annotation, biological process: G protein-coupled receptor signaling pathway.
AUGGAUGAAACUACAAUUGCAACCACCAAUGGGACCAAGUACCCGAUAUAUCUGUCAUUCACUGAGCGAACCUUAUUUUCUGCGUACCUUUUCAUCAUCAUGUUCAUCGGGUUUGUCGGGAAUGUAACGGUGGUUUUCCUCGUCUUGUCCGUGAAGAAGCUCCAGACAGUCACCAACGUAUUCGAGGUGAACCUUGCAGUUGCUGAUACUCUAACGUGCCUCGUGGCCAGCUUGUCGGCCGUCAUCGUCCUGUCUUACGAACUGAUCCUACCCAUGUGGCUUUGCCAGUGUAUUGCCUUUGGACUGCUGACUUUCAUCGGAUGUAGCUUGAACACCCUGGCUUUGAUCGCCGUCAACCGGCUGGUUGCUGUCACCGACACGGCCAGGAUUCGGUACCGCAAAAUCUACACCUGCUGGAAACUGACUGUGAUGAUUGCUGUGGCUUGGGCCAUACCAAUCUUUGUAGCUCUGAUCCCCGUCUUUUCUGAUUAUGCUGAUCUUGGCUACGACCCGCGUUUCAGUACCUGCACCUGGCUGUCUGCGCCGGUGGAUGGACUCAUCUACUCGUUCUUCGUGGCCGCAGUGUUUUACCCGGUCCAGCUCACCAUCGUCACGGCAUCCUAUGUCAGGAUUUUCCUCUUCGUCCGCAGCUCGACCAGGAAAAUGACGCUGAGGGGAACCCCUCAGUGUGGAACGCCAUCUAGUCUCCAGAAGCAGCUCUCGAAGCGUCAGCUGGCCGUCACGAAGAACCUCUUCCUUGUGGUUUGUGUGUUCCUCCUGUGCAUUUUCCCGUACUUUUUCGUCCUUGCUCUAGACUCCAUCGCCUAUGAAGCCCUGCCUUACACCGCCGUUCUGCUUCUAACCAACAGUUGUUUGAACCCUAUCAUCUACGGAACAAAACAUCCGGACUUCCGUGUAGAAUUUUGUCGCUUGUUCAACCAUUUCUUUGGCAGGUGCCGGUCUAAGAAGGCUAAGACAAGUGAGGAGAGCAGUCAUUCAGUGCCCUCUUCGUCCGUGAAAAUGGCCACCAGGGACACCAAAGACACAACAGUGUAA